This is a messenger RNA of Symsagittifera roscoffensis, 1244 nucleotides long. Its product is annotated as acetylcholine receptor subunit beta-like 2. Gene Ontology annotation, biological process: signal transduction; regulation of membrane potential; chemical synaptic transmission. Gene Ontology annotation, molecular function: transmitter-gated monoatomic ion channel activity involved in regulation of postsynaptic membrane potential; transmembrane signaling receptor activity; excitatory extracellular ligand-gated monoatomic ion channel activity. The coding region runs from base 6 to 1166 and encodes 386 amino acids. The transcript is spliced from 5 exons. Lineage: Eukaryota; Metazoa; Xenacoelomorpha; Acoela; Convolutidae. The record is from RefSeq and is a predicted model, not a curated record. Gene Ontology annotation, cellular component: neuron projection; plasma membrane; synapse.
AUUGGAUGGGGAAAGUGUUGUGGCAGAUCCCAUUGCUGAAGACUACUCGUUGCAAUAUGGAUGUUCGCUACUUUCCCUACGACAUCCAGACAUGCUACCUGGAUCUUAGCUCCUGGCGCAUGCUCGGAAGCGAAAUCAACCUUGAGUUCAUGGAGGAUUAUUCUGGAGAAGCAGCAGAAGAGGUUGCUAAGUUCCGUCAUCCGGAGUGGAAUUUAAUCUACGUGGACAAAAUCCGAGAGGUGCAGGGGUGGGAAGGGUACGAAGUGCCCAUUCUCAAGUUCAAGUACGCCUUCCACCGACAGUCCAAAUACUUCGAGUACACCAUGGUGUACCCCACUGUUCUUAUAUGCCUCAUGGCGUUCAUUUCGUUCAACUUACCCAACGACUGUGGCGAAAAAAUCGGGUUCUCAAUUACCAUUUUACUGGCACUGGUUCUCAAUUUAUGCCUGAUUGGAGGCUACAUUCCCCAUGCUAGUGUCAACUUCCCCAUUAUGGCCGAGUUCUUCUUCGGAGGAAUCUGUGCUGUGAGCGCAUCUGUUGUUCAGAGCGUCAUGAUUCUCCUCAUGUACCACUCGUCCGAGAAGCCGAAAGAACCCUCCAAAUUGAUGCGAAAAGUGAUUUUGGGCUGGCUUGCCAAAGUGACAUUUACGUCUUUGAAAGGACUAGAGAACGAUCACAUGCUUGAAGACGACAACAGCUCGGAACAAGAAAAGAGCUCAACAAAAGAAGAAAACGACACUAAGAAAAUUUCUGCUUCAGACUUCGCCGACGCAGUGCUGGUCAUUUCAAAUCACAUUAAGCAGAGCCAGCAAGAAAUUAGUGAGUCUGAAUCGGAGAAUCUGCCUAGCACAGCGAGUGAACUGCUGUUGAACAGUCUAUAUAACGUGCAAGUGAGUGCCAGAAAUUGGGUGGCUAGAGAACAGGAGGACAGGAAUGAACACUUCAUCAAGUUGCAGUGGAAGCUGAUUGCACAGGUGUUCGACCGACUGCUUAUGAUAUUUUUCACAUUCAUAUGUGCCGGAUGUGGACUUGCCUUCAAGCUAAGGUUUUACAUGGGCGAACAAGCAGCUCUUAGUCAGUUCCCCAAAAAAGAGGAGGAGGCUGAUGACUACUACUAUUACUAUUAUGACUAUGAUUACAACUAUGAAAACUUGGCAGUGAACUAAACCAAAGAAGUCGACAUAAACCAAAUUUGUUUUGAGCUUUAAAUUGAAAUACAAUUUUUGCCAUCUUUGCAAUCCUGA